This is a messenger RNA of Trichobilharzia regenti, 1155 nucleotides long. The record is from the annotation of a GenBank genome assembly. NCBI's taxonomy places the organism in Eukaryota, Metazoa, Platyhelminthes, Trematoda, Strigeidida, Schistosomatidae.
AUGGUUGCGAGAUAUCGUUUUCACCCUAGUUACUACAAUUUUAUUCGAAAGCUAAGUCAUUAUACUCCACCUGGUUACUCAAAAGUUAUACUUGCUCAAGAAGUCAAAGAUUUCUGCGUUCGCUGCUUGACAAAAGUUGGGGCUCAAAAAAGUCACUCAGUUUCCCUCAGCGAUGUUUUGGUUUCUGGAGAUUAUCGAGGUCAUUAUAGUCAUGGAUUGAACCGACUGGAAAUGUAUGUACGAGAUAUUCAGAAAGGUGUUUGCGAAACUAAGGCAGAGCCUAAAAUUGUGAAAGAAUCUGCGUCAACUGCACUUGUAGAUGGGAAAAAUGUCCUAGGGCCAGUCGUAGGCAACUUUGCAAUGAAUACGGCUAUUCAGAAGGCUAAGAAAACAGGGGUCUCCUUUGUUGCCGCUUUUGGGUCAAAUCACUAUGGUAUAGCUGGCUGGUACAGCUUGAUGGCGCUAGAACAGGGACUCAUAGGUAUCUCUAUGACAAACACGUCUCCUCUUGUAUAUCCGACAAGGGCUCGAAAGUUAGCUGUUGGAACCAAUCCAAUUACAUUAGCAGCACCAGGCAAAAAAUCUGAAGAUCAUUUUGUACUAGACAUGGCUACAAGUGCUGUUGCAUUGGGCAAGAUUGAAAUGAAUCGAAGAAGAGGAAUCCCAAUUCCUAGAGGAUGGGGAGCUGAUGCGGACGGGAAAACAUCACUUGAUCCAACUGUUGUGGUCACAAAAGGCGGACUAAUGCCUCUCGGUGGUGAAGAAGAACAUAGUGGUUAUAAAGGAUAUGGUUUAGGUAUGCUUGUAGAAAUAUUAUGCGGUAUUAUUGCUGAUGCUGCUUAUGGACCAAAUAUACGUCGUUGGAUGACAACUGAUAGACCUGCCAAUUUAGGUCAAUGCUUUGCUGCCAUCGAUCCAAAGGCAUUCGCACCAGGAUUUGAACAAAGAUUAUCAGAAUAUGUAAAUAUUAUGCGCAACCUACCUCCAGUUGAUGCUCAAAAACCUGUGGUAAUUCCUGGUGAUUUUGAAAGGGAACAUAUGGUUGAAUGCGAUCAACUUGGUGGUAUUCCAUAUCCACCAGUAUUGAUUGAAAGUUUGGAUCGCUUAGCAGAUGAGCUGAAAGUUGCAAAAAUGAAAAUCGUCAAAACUUUAUAA